This is a messenger RNA of Zingiber officinale, 1370 nucleotides long. RefSeq names its product AP2/ERF and B3 domain-containing transcription repressor TEM1-like. Bases 270 to 1133 code for a protein of 287 amino acids. Gene Ontology annotation, biological process: regulation of DNA-templated transcription. The record is from RefSeq and is a predicted model, not a curated record. Gene Ontology annotation, molecular function: DNA-binding transcription factor activity; DNA binding. NCBI's taxonomy places the organism in Eukaryota, Viridiplantae, Streptophyta, Magnoliopsida, Zingiberales, Zingiberaceae. The transcript has a single exon.
CUAGCUAGCUGCUUAAUUAAUUAAUUCCAAGUCUUCUCCGUCUCGAUUUUAAAUAAUGCCAACAAACGAAGUAACGAACAGUGCUGUUCCCAUUUUUGCUCUACAACUACAAGCUAAGCUGCCUUUCAGAUCGGUCAUGGAUAAAACAACGAGCUGCACCGGAAUUAGGAAGGUAGCAGAGAAUAGAAGAGGCAAGUGAGGGCGGGCGUCGUCGUUAAUUCCUGGAUCAUUUUUGCCUCGCGAACGCAAAAAUCUACUGCGGGCCGGGGAUGGGAAGCGGCGCUGCCAGCGUGGACUUGGAUGCGACUCUGGGGGCGGAGUCUGCGGCUGGGAGGAAUUCCAAGCUGCCUUCGUCGCGGUACAAGGGCGUCGUGCCGCAGCCCAACGGCCGCUGGGGCGCGCAGAUCUACGAGCGGCACCAGCGCGUCUGGCUCGGCACCUUCGCGGAAGAGGCGGAGGCCGCGCGCGCCUACGACGCGGCGGCGCAGCGCUUCCGGGGCCGCGACGCCGUCACCAACUUCGCUCCGGCCUCGGCGGGGGACGAGGAGGGAGCGCUGGUGCUGGAAUUUCUGGCCGCUCACUCCAAGGCGGAGAUCGUGGACAUGCUGCGGAAUCACACGUACCAGGACGAGCUGCGGCAGAGCAAGCGCGCCGGCGGCGGCGGCGGCGCCGCCUUUGGGGGCUGCAGGCGGUCGCUGAGCUACCACGAGACGGCGCGCGAGAUGCUGUUCGAGAAGGAGGUGACGCCGAGCGACGUGGGGAAGCUGAACCGGCUGGUGAUCCCGAAGCAACACGCGGAGAAGCACUUCCCGUUGCGGAGCGGGACGGAAGAGGCGUGCAAGGGGGUGCUGCUCAACUUUGAGGACGCCGGCGGGAGGGUGUGGCGCUUCCGGUACUCCUACUGGAACAGCAGCCAGAGCUAUGUGCUGACCAAAGGGUGGAUCCGGUUCGUGAAGGAGAAGAACCUUAAGCCAGGCGACGUCAUCAGGUUCUGGCAAUCCACCGGGCCAGAGAAGCAGUUGUACAUCGACCGCGGCGACGCACAGUCGCCGGUGAGGCUGUUCGGAGUGAACAUAUUGGAGGGACAGGCAGGUGGAGAGGGGAGCAAAGGAGGCGAUGGAUCGGUUCUAUAGGCCGGUGCCGCCGCCAUUCUUGCUGAUCAUCAAGAUUCAAGAAGCUAAGCUAAUUAAGCGUGUACGUAUACCCUUAAUUGGUAGCUAGCUAGCUGGAUGAUACCACUCUUCCUUUCCCUCUCAAGCUCUAGAUAUUUUCUUUGCUAAUUUAAUUCUCUCUCUGUAUUAUAGGCGAGCAAAUUGUUUGAUUGGCUUCGCAAAGAAGCAUUUCAAUUUAUAAAAUUCGAAUUGGAAAGA